AUGGACUCGCAGCCCCUCAAUCCGAAUAUCGCAGAGAUCGCUCGCAGUGGCCGCUCGUCGUGCAAGAAGUGCAAGCUCACGAUUGGCGACAAGACUCUUCGUGUCGGCAAGCAGUACGAAAACGGCGACCGCGUCAUGACGACGUGGUAUCACCCGGCGUGCUGGCCGGUGCCGAAGAAGCUGGCUUCGCUCGCGGCGCGCGCUCCUUCUCUUCCUCCCUCUCCUCCUCCGCCGCCGCCGCCAUUGCUGCCUCCGCCCCGCCCUCGCUGCUCGAUCUUUCCACCGACCUGCUCGCUUGCGAUCAUUUCGCAGGAUGUCGAGAACUGGCACAGCCUCUCCGACGCGCACAAGCAGCUACUCAUCGACCGUGCACCCAAUCUGCCUACCUGCGCCUCACCUGGGUCCUCCACACCCAGCUCCUCGGCGCUGGCCACCGCCACUCUCGCCGACUUUGUGACGCUGACGCAGCGCCUCGAGGCGGAGGGCGGCGUGGGUGGAGGCAGCUCGCUCGAGAAGCAGGCGAUCGGGCAGCACGACGACCGGACCUACUCGCUCAAGGACAAGUCGCUAAUCUCGCACCUCGCCGCCGUGCUGCGCUGCUCCGAGGUCGCGAUGGCGGCGCACCUCGAGAACAGCGACGACGUCGGGCUCAGCGCGCAGCACUUUUACGAGCGGUCGCCCGUGCUUCCGAGCCCGCCCCCGCCCCCGCUGCCCCUCGCCGCCGUCAACGACUGGCUCAACAAGCUCGCCCAGCCGUCCGCGAUGACGCGGCUCCUGCUCGCCGAGAUCGUCCCUCGCACGGCGCCCGAGCAGCUCAAGGUGCUCGUCCGGAUCGUGCGGAAGGACCUGCGCCUCGGGGCGGGCGCAGCGACCAUCCUGAAGGGCAUCGGUGGCGAGGGCGCGUGGGCGAGGUUCAAGGCGCAGCCGCACGAGCUCGAAGCCAUCUGUCAGCUGCAAGCCGGCACCAAGACCGCCUCCAAGACCGGCGGCGGCGGCGGCGGCGGCGGCGGCAAGGGCAAGGGCAAGGGCAAGGGAGUCGGCGGCGGCAUGGUUGCGGCGGGGCGGCCGUGCAAGCCGCAGCUCGCGGGGCAGUGCAACUCGUUUGAGGUCAAGUACGACGGCGAGCGGCUGCAAGUGCACAUGACCCGCGACGGCGGCGUCGCCUUCUUCUCGCGCUCCCUCAAGGACGUGCCCGCCACCAAGGUGAUCGGCCUCGAGGCGGCGCUGCGCAAGGCCUUCCCGCCCCUCUCGCCGGGAGGGCCUGCGCGUGAGGUGGUGCUCGACGGCGAGGUUGUGAUGAUGGCGGCCGACGGCACGGUGCUCGCCUUCGGCGCGCAGGGCGUGCACGAGCAGAAGAAGCACAAGGACGCGACCUGCUGCCUCGUCGUCUUCGACCUGCUCGCGCUGGACGGGGGAGCCCUCACCUCCGAGCCACUGCAGCGGCGCCGCCAGAUCCUCGAGGCUGCCCUCGUGCCGCAGGAGCUCGCUCUUUCACCUAGUCGCUGGCUAUCACUGCAGUCACGCCCAAGAUGCAUGGAGCGCUACCAAGGACUAGCAGGCGGGGUCUCACUCACAUGCCCCCCUCCGCAGGAGAAGCAAGUUCGCCUCUCCGACUGCAAGCUCAUGCGGACGAGCGCGGGCGUGGCAAGGGCGUUUGGCGAGGCGGACGCGCAGAAUCUCGAGGGGCUGAUGAUCAAGGAUGCGGCGGGGCCGUACGUGCCGAACGACCGCAAGGUCUGGCUCAAGAUCAAGAAGGACUACCUCGGCGAGGCCGCCUGCGACGCGGCCGAGGUCGACAUGGCCGACUCGGUGGACCUCGUCGUCCUCGGCGCCUUCUUCGGCACCGGCCAGAAGGCAUCCCUCUACUCGAGCUUCCUGAUGGGCUGCUUCGACGAGGAGGAGGACGCGUGGCGCGUGGUGUGCAAGCUCUCAAACGGCUUCUCGAUGGCGCGCCUCGAGGAGCUCAAGGGCGCGCUCACGGGAGGCGACACGCCGCUCCUGCGCCGCCUCGACCCCACCGACGAGCUGCCGAGCUGGUAUCCGCAGGAGGCAAAGGGAGGCAGCCGCCCCGACGCGGUCCUGCGGGCGGCCCCCUCCGACGAAGAGGGGUGCUUUGUGUGGGAGGUCAAGGGUGCCGCUUUCACCGAGGGCAACAAAUCGACGGGCUCCGCCUUUUCCAUCCGCUUCCCGCGCCUCGUCCGCGAGCGCGACGACAAGGAGGUGUCGGACGCGAGCACGGCGGAGUACAUCCACGGCCUCAUCAGCCUCAAGAAGGGCACCGUCAUCGACCUCCCCUCGCUCGCGGGCGGCUCCGGCUGCGGCGGCGACGCGGGCGGCUCCGCGGCGGCCGCCGCAGCGGCUGGCGACGGUGAGCAGGAGGAGGAGGAGGACGACGACGACGAAGAGGUGCCCAGCUCGCCCGGCUCGCCCAUCUCGCGCGCUCGCGCCGCCGCGGCCGGCGCCGGGCAGGCGAGCAAGGACCCGAGGCCGCUCUGCCGGUUCGGCUGGGACUGCUUCCGCAGGAACGCGCAGCACAAGGCGCAGUACCGCCACGACGAGGCGCCCGCCCUCGGCCGGGCGGCCGCGGGCGGGGCCAACGCGGGCGAGGCCAAGGUGGCGGGCAAGCGCAAGCGCGCCGCCAGCGACGAGGACGGCAGCGGCGGCGAAGGCCGCCGGCAGCGCACGGCGCACGACGAGGGCGGCGAGGGCGGCGAGGGCGGCGAGGGCGGGGCGGCGGACGAGUUCGAGGUCGAGUCCAUCGACGAGGACGAGCCGGCGGACGACGAGGGCGCCCCGGCCGGGGAGCAGCAGGCCGGGCAGGUGGCGGCGAAGGGUGGCGGCGGCGGGGUUGGCCGGUGGGAGGUGAUGCUCGGAAAGACGUUCAAGCCGUUCGUCGAGGCAAUCUCGGACGAGAUCGAGGAGGCGUGGCGGGCGGGGGAGGGGGAGGUUGAGGUGGAGCUGCGAGGCGAGCCGUACGUCGUCCGCUUCCGCGACAUGGUCCAGGAGGCGAAGGGCGACUCGUCGCGCUGGCGCUCGGUGCAGCGCGUCAUGUGA
Emiliania huxleyi CCMP1516 is the source of this 3054-nucleotide messenger RNA. RefSeq lists its product as hypothetical. The record is from RefSeq and is a predicted model, not a curated record. The coding region runs from base 1 to 3054 and encodes 1017 amino acids. Gene Ontology annotation, biological process: lagging strand elongation; DNA recombination; mitochondrial DNA repair. Gene Ontology annotation, cellular component: DNA ligase III-XRCC1 complex. Gene Ontology annotation, molecular function: zinc ion binding; DNA ligase (ATP) activity; DNA binding. The transcript is spliced from 3 exons. Lineage: Eukaryota; Haptophyta; Isochrysidales; Noelaerhabdaceae.